Alosa alosa (allis shad) is the source of this 2330-nucleotide messenger RNA. Its product is annotated as LUC7 domain-containing protein. Lineage: Eukaryota; Metazoa; Chordata; Actinopteri; Clupeiformes; Clupeidae. Gene Ontology annotation, molecular function: mRNA binding. The transcript is spliced from 10 exons. The coding region runs from base 70 to 1362 and encodes 430 amino acids. Gene Ontology annotation, cellular component: U2-type prespliceosome; U1 snRNP. Gene Ontology annotation, biological process: mRNA splice site recognition. The record is from RefSeq and is a predicted model, not a curated record.
GUCAAUCAGCCUGUGGACACAACAUUUCGGCGCGUGGUCUGUCAGGGGACAGCGACAGGAGCAGAGAAGAUGUCGGCUCAAGCGCAGAUGAGGGCGAUGCUGGACCAACUCAUGGGUACUGGAAGAGAUGGGGACAGCAUGCGCCAGAGGAUCAAGUUUACUGAUGAGAGGGUCUGCAAGAGUCACCUUCUAAAUUCAUGUCCCCACGACAUACUUUCGGGCACUAGAAUGGACCUGGGAGAGUGUGAGAAGGUCCAUGACUUAGCCCUCAGGGCAGAUUAUGAGAUUGCCUCUAAACAGAAGGAGUAUUUCUUUGAGCUGGAUGCAGCAGAACACCUGCAGUCAUUCAUAGCUGACUGUGACCGGCGGACAGAGCUUGCCAAGAAACGUCUUGCUGAGACGCAAGAGGAGAUAAGUGCUGAAGUUGCUGCAAAGGCAGAACGCGUGCAUGAGCUGAAUGAGGAGAUUGGGAAACUGCUGGCACGAGCUGAGCAGCUGGGUGGGGAAGGCAACGUGGAUGAAGCGCAGCAGGUGUUGGAGAAGGUAGAGAAGACCAAAGCCAUGAAGAAGGAGGCUGAGGAUAUUUACAGGAACUCCAUGCCAGCCUCAAGCUUCCAGCAGCAGAAACUGAGAGUUUGUGAGGUGUGCUCUGCCUACCUUGGUCUCCAUGACAAUGACCGGCGCUUGGCUGACCACUUUGGUGGAAAGCUGCAUCUGGGAUUUAUUGAAAUACGUGAGAAGCUCGACAAGCUCAGGAAAACCGUCGCAGAGAAACAGGAACAAAUGAGGAUGAGAAGACGGGAGGAGCGAGACAGAGAGGAGCAACGAGAGAGGGAGUGGGAACGAGAGCGGGAGAGGGAGAGAGAAAGAGAACGUGAGAAAGAGCGAGAGCUUGAGAGAGAAAGAGACAAGCGGAGAACAAGAUCCAGAAGUGGGGACCGGUAUAGAGAUGGAAGCAGUUCCUCCCGUCAUUCUAGGCGUCACCAGUCGUCUCGGUCGCGUGAGGAAGGAGGAGAGAGGGACCGAGACCGAGACCGGGAGAGGAGGCACAGACACAGGCACAAGGACAGACAGCGCUCACGCUCACACUCCCACCCCCACUCCCACAAGGGCAAGAAGAAGAGGUCCUCUAGAGAGCGUUCACCACCCCCCCAACGGGAGAGGGGCUUCUCUCCAAGCCAGGAGCUGGGCCGCGAGGAGGGGGGCCCGAAUGAGCUGCCUAACAGGGAGUCCGAGAGGAUGAUGAUGAUGGACGAGGAGUGGUCGGCCUCACCGGACGUGCCCCGAGGGAGAGAACACUCGCCAUCCUUGGAAAGAGAGAGACGCUCCAGUUCAGAGGAGCGCGAGUCCGGGGAGCUCUAGAACAACAAACAGGGAGGGAAGAAUGGUUUACCGAGCCACUGAGAGCAUGUGUGCGGGGCUGUUGGAAGGUGUGUGUGUGUGUGUGUGUGUGUGUGUGUGUGUGUGAGAGUGAUAGGUGGAUGUUUGGAGUACAUUUACUACUAUGACGUGUGGGUGGGAGCAGCUGACAGCGAGGUAAAAUGGGUUGGGCCAGGCUAAAGGAUGAGCUACAGUGCUAGGGAACAUUGAUGAGGAGGAAAAUUACCUCAGCAUUGGUAGACCAUCUCCUCUGAGGAGGUCACGGGGAUGAGUAAGCAGGAUGGCGGAAGAUAAGGAGGGGGUAAUGAAGAGAAGGAGGGUGGAGAUCCUACCAAAGGCUUCAUUUUAGCUUCUUUUUUUAAGCAAUCACUGUAAUGAACAUUGUUUCUGGAUAUUUGCUCCCUUGUCACUGCUUAAUUGCAUAACGGAUGGUUGUGUUUUAUGUACAAAAAAGUCUUUUCCUACACAAUAUAUGUUUAAAAAGUUUUUUUUGAUUAUUUUUUGAUUGACUGACUGAGUGUCUUGAACAGUCUCAUCCCCCAUGGUCAGACCUUAUUUCAUCUACUCACCAGUAAAAUAGAUUCUUCUUUAGGUAGCAGAGACUGAAGGAUCAUUAUGGUGCAAUCUCAUGAUUUGGGCCUGGACACGGAAGUGGCUCUGUCAGUGAUGAGUGAAAAAUAUUCCCCACAUAUGUAUGAUUCUGUUGUCAUAAAUUGUUUAAAUGUAAUUUGGUGUUAAAUGGACAUGAUCAGUUGUACAUGUUUCAUUGAAAAGUAUACGAACCCCUUGAGGAGACUGUUUGGUUCUUACCUUUCUUUUGAAUAAAACUUUUCUGCCUGAAGCAUACCGAGGAAUGAGAGUGCAUUGGCAUGCAGCUUUUAAGGUGAUGGGCUAUGUGGAUACCCCGGCUCCUUGUGCUGUUCACAACAAAUAAAGAUUUAUGCCUCUGA